UUUUUUGUUCGUCGUUCGUCCUCAUCAGCAGAAGCGCUAAGCUAAGCACUAAGCAGAGCAGUCGUCAGUCAGCAGAACAAUCGAAGACGGAGUCGGAGUGAACUUUGCAUUACAUUGCAUCUUUUUACGGUUAUAUUUUUUUAUUUAUUAUUUUGUUGCUAGAACGAACCUAGCAGACGACUUCGACUGCGACAAUCGACCAAAACCAAGGAGAAAAACUGUUUUUGGUUUUCGUUUUUUUUUUUUUAAGUCGUCGGGUGCGGGUCAAGUGAAAACGUAAACGGCUCCCCUCGUCCCCAGCUACACACAACACGACAAAGACACACGAGAGUGAAAAGCUCCACCGCCGAGCACCGAAACCGAAACAGAGUCCCCAUCUUCUAAAGAAACGUCGUAAAGUGACAGCAAGAAGAUAAUUCGCGUGUGGCCGUCACCAUCGCACAUUCAUUGUGCGUUAUUUUUCGUUUUUCGUCUUUUUAUUUUAUAUUUUCCCUUUUACACAGCAGAAUUUUAGUCGAAAAUUAUAAUUUUUGUGUGUUGUUUUAAUUAAUUUGAAUUUCCUUUGUUAUAUUGAGUGUGGUGUUAUGUGGGCUUUGCUUGGCGAUAGCUGGUGCUGCAAAAAUUAAAUGAUAAAUGGACAGUUUCGUCAUCGUGGUGUUCGUUGUCGAUAAAUGAAACAAAAGAAUCCUCGUCUCCCCCUCGUCCCCUCACAAUCACCCAUCACCGAUAGAUAAAUCAUAACUCACAAUGGUGGAUAAAAAUAAAAUUCCUAAUCGGGCACAAACACAAAAUGCAACAAAGGUCCAGAAUGGACAGCACGGGAAGCUCAUUGAGAGCAACAACAGCAAGAAACCCAAGAUUGUUCCUGUCGGCGGCAGUGGAACUGGCAGUGGUAAAAAACGUUCCAAAGUCAAUGAGGAAUACGAUUUGGUGCCUCCGGAUGGUGGCUGGGGAUGGCUCGUCCUCGCCGGGUCGAUGAUGGUCAAUAUCCUUAUUCCAGGAACGAUAAAAAGUUUCGGAGUGCUGUUUUUGGAGUUCUUGGACGCCUUCAAUGCUUCGCCGGCGACUGCAGCGUGGAUUCCGGCUUUGUGCUACUUUCUGUACAGUUCCCUGGGACCAGUAUCGAGUAUAUUGUCGGUAAAGUACUCCUUUAGGACGGUGACGAUCAUGGGAGGCGCUUCGGCAGCUAUCGGAAUGAUCAUCUCGUUCUGGGCGACUUCAGUGUCCUUUCUCUACAUCAGCUACGGUGUUCUGGUGGGAAUCGGGGCAGGAUUGUCAUUCCCUCCAACAGUCUACAUCGUCACCUCGUACUUCGUCAAGUUGCGGGGCCUUGCAAACGGGCUUUGUAUAUCUGGCAGUGCCCUGGGCUCCAUCAUCCUGCCUCCCCUGCUGCGGUACCUGUUGGUGACUUACGGCUAUCGCGGAGCGGUACUUAUAAUGGGCGGAGUGACGCUGAAUGUGUUCGUGGCCGCCAUCUUCUACGAGCCAGUAGAAAACCAUAUGAUUCGUGUUCCUAGAGCAAAGAAAUCCCUGGAUGACAUCGAGGAAGAGGACGUGGGUAUUGUCCUGAAGUUCGAGAGCGUCGCGGAGGAGAAUCCCGAGCUGAAGGCGCUCACAGAGGACCAAAACGAGGCGAAGCAGUCGCCAGACUUAUACAUGGGCAAUGGAGAUGACAAGCACUUCGGGAGAAGUGCCUCGGCUGCUGUUGUACAGUCGUUCAACAAAAAUCCCGAUGAAUACAACGCGCACAUCAGGACCAGAAAGGUGAGCACGCCGACGUACGGAUCCGUGCCGCAGCGCAAUCAGACAUUCACUCCUGGCCAAAUGAACUCACAAAAUUCACUAUAUGCCGUCCCCGAGCGCGGCACAUCGCACAACAGGCUCGAUCGCAAUUUAGCCCUAAGAAACAGCUCCAGACAUCGUUUGUCCAGACACUCACCUUCCACUAGUAGUUUUCAAUAUAUCAGCACGCCGUACCACGGCAGCACGCUAUCCUUCCAGCCCAAAGAGUUCUCGUCGCAUCUGUCGUUGAAGUCUCUGGGCAGCGGUGGAGCCCUGCACGAGGACACCGUCGAGUGUGAGAAAGAGGAGCCCAGCACCAGAAGCAAGUUCUUCGAUAUAACUCUCCUUAAGGAUCCCGUCUACCUCAUCAUCCUAAUAUCGAACUCAACGAACGCCAUCGGCUACACCAACUUCAUCAUCCUCCUGCCGGCCUACGGAGUGGCCUUGGGCUUCGAUCGGUCUCUGGCCGCUUACUUAAUUUCAAUUGUAUCUACCACGGAUUUAAUUGGACGCAUCGGGGGCUCGGCUCUGUCCGACUUGAACCUGAUACCCAAACACUUCUAUUACAUUGGUGGUUUGGCCUUGUCUGGAGUCUCGCUGGCGGUGCUGCCGUUUGUCAAUAGCUACGGACUGGUUAGCUUCUGGUGUGCCGUCUUCGGCUUGGCUUCCGGAGUCUAUGUGGGGAUAACCGCUGUCAUCAUGGCCGAUAUGCUGGGCACUGAUCGUCUGACGUCUUCCUAUGGUAUCAGUUUGUUUGUCAAUGGCAUACUGCAACUGGUAGGUCCGCCACUAUGUGGUCUGUGGUUUGAGAGCGCACGUACUUAUAGCCCGCUGUUUCACACUCUCGGAAUUAUUCUGAUCGCUGGAGCUAGUCUAUGGGGCUUGAUGCCGUUUGUUAAAAAAUCUACACCCGAAGAAAUUGAUGAUGAAAACGAUAUCAAUCAAGUUAAUGUUGAGGGUGGACUCCUUGAGGAAGAAGCCUAAUUCUACGUAAACAAAAAGAGAGAUUGAGUGAGAGAGAAAGAGCGAAUAAGAGAGCAAUUAGUGUAGUGUGGAAGGACUCACUUUUUUUACACAUUUCUUUUUUUCGUUUUGUAGAUCUUUAUUUUUUUUUUUCAUUUUUGAGAGUUUUAAGUUAAAAAAUUUAAAAGAAAAAAUAAUGCAAAAGUAUUUAAAUUUAGGAAAUAUAUAAUAUUAUAUACAAAUGUCUCUUAUAUAUUUUUUGUACGUAGCAAUACCUAUUUUUUAAUUAUUAAUUAAUGUUUUUUUGUUUCCUUAUAAAAUAUAGUUAAGUACGCAAAGUAUUUACACACAAAUAUACAAACAAAAUACAACAAAACAAAAGAUGAACAUUGUUGUCUAUGUUGUACUAAAGAAAAGA
Messenger RNA from Eupeodes corollae, 3163 nucleotides. It is a transcript of the gene hrm, whose product is annotated as monocarboxylate transporter 9. Bases 748 to 2766 code for a protein of 672 amino acids. Gene Ontology annotation, molecular function: monocarboxylic acid transmembrane transporter activity. The record is from RefSeq and is a predicted model, not a curated record. Gene Ontology annotation, biological process: monocarboxylic acid transport; transmembrane transport. NCBI's taxonomy places the organism in Eukaryota, Metazoa, Arthropoda, Insecta, Diptera, Syrphidae. The transcript is spliced from 2 exons.